Molecule: messenger RNA, 1809 nt
Organism: Cottoperca gobio
Lineage: Eukaryota; Metazoa; Chordata; Actinopteri; Perciformes; Bovichtidae
Gene: ssb
Product: small RNA binding exonuclease protection factor La
Exons: 12
Coding region: 171-1367 (398 amino acids)
Biological process (GO): tRNA processing; positive regulation of translation
Cellular component (GO): cytosol; ribonucleoprotein complex; nucleus
Molecular function (GO): mRNA binding
Source: RefSeq, a predicted model, not a curated record
GAUUGAAACUGCUGGAGGACAGCCACCGUGGCGUCAGCGCGAACACUCUCUUUUUUGUCCUCGGUGUGUUCCGUAGCACGCAGUUCCACAACGUGCGAGCAGAGAGGUAAAGACUUCUGGUUUCAACCACAGCUUAAAGUCCUGCAAACGAAGUCAACGAAUCAAGAAUCAUGGCAGAAAAGAAAGAGAUGUCUCCAAUUGAGUUGAAAGUGGCACGGCAAAUAGAGUACUACUUUGGGGAUCACAAUCUUCCGAGAGACAAGUUUCUCAAAGAACAACUGCAAGUGGAUGAUGGCUGGGUGACUUUGGAGACGAUGCUCAAAUUCAACAGACUGAAGUCUUUAACUACAGAAAUCAGCGUCAUCGCUGAAGCUCUCCAGAAAUCAAAGACUGGCCUCUUGGAAAUGAGCGAAGACAAGACAAAAAUCAGGAGGUCUCCAAACAAACCCUUACCCGAAGUGAACGAUGAUUACAAAGAUGCUCUUAAACACAAAUCUGUGUACAUGAAAGGUUUUCCUCUCGAAACUUCCCUUGAUGAGAUUCAGGAGUGGCUGAAUGGGAAAGGCCCCAUAGAAAACAUUCAGAUGAGGAGAAACCUGCAAAGGCAGUUCAAGGGAUCAGUGUUUAUCUGUUUCGACACAGAAGAGUCGUGUAAGCAGUUCCUAGAACGUUCCGACAUAAAAUCCUUCAAAGACAACGAGAUGCUUGUUUUAUCGAGAGAAGACUACCAUGUAAAGAAAGCAGAAGAGAGAAAACUGUACAAAGCGGAGACUAAAGCAAAAGCUAAACAUGACAAGGAGCACCAGCAGAAACAAGUAGAAGACAAAGAAAUGGGUCUGCUUUUGGAUGAGCAGACGGGUUGCUUGUUGAAGUUUUCAGGAGAGCUUGAAGAUGUUUCAAGAGAGGACUUCCAUGAACUGUUCUCUGGGCAUGGAAAGAUAAAGUGGGUUGAUUUUACAAGAGGAGCCAAAGAGGGCACCCUCCUUUUCGAUGGGAAUGCAAAGGAAGCGUUCGAUAAGGCCAAAGAGGCAAACGGAGGGGAAUUGAAAAUCAAGGCCAACAGUGUUACAUGGCAGGUGCUUGAGGGAGAGGAGGAGAAGGAGGAACUGAAGAAGAUCAUCGAAGCUCAACAAGAAUCGUACAACCGGUCCAAAAGCAGAGUUGGCAGAGGAAGAUCAGGUGGCAGAGGAGGAAGAGGAGGCCGAAGGGGAAGAGGCGGCCGAGAUCAAGGCAGGAGUCAGUACAAGGGCAGAAAGACGAAAUUUGAAAGUGAUGAUGAAGACGAUGCACCUGCUGCCCCAAAGAGAGAACGAGAAGAUGCUGAUGGUCCCGCAGCAAAGGUCCCCAAAACUGAAAACGGAUCUUAGUCACGACAUUGCACAAGGAUGGGAUUUUUUUUUUUGUGAAAACAUUUAUUAUAAACGGUGAGAAUGCAGAGGCAACUUAAAUCCAUUCCAGUGAAAGCUUCAGGCUUUUGAGAAUCGUAGGAAGUCCACCUGGAUGUCAACCUAGAAAAAGAAAUUGCAAAGCUUGGUGUCAGUUUUCAGCCUUUUUUAAGUCUCUGUUUUUGUGCCUCUCAAAUCUUUGUGUACCUAUAUUUCUCCACUAAAGAUGUUUUUUGAUUUUAUCAUAUUCAACAUUAAUUUGCUCUUUGACAGUAAUUUAAUUACACCUGAACAUUUAGUAGGUUUUGUGCCAUCAUGGUUUUUUCCCCUUGUAGAUUUCCUACAGUGAGUGAUGACCUUUGCUUUGCUAUUUUUUUUUAAGUUUGCAUAUGUGAAUAGCAAAUAAAACAUUUAUAAAAAUUAA